Molecule: messenger RNA, 633 nt
Organism: Diuraphis noxia (Russian wheat aphid)
Lineage: Eukaryota; Metazoa; Arthropoda; Insecta; Hemiptera; Aphididae
Biological process (GO): male courtship behavior; chemosensory behavior; sensory perception of taste
Cellular component (GO): neuronal cell body; axon; membrane
Source: RefSeq, a predicted model, not a curated record
AUGUCUAUGACGGAAUUACAGUUUUUGGUGUAUUGUUUCGGAUUGUAUGUGAAAUAUCAAUCGAUCAACGAAGACUUAUCUGCGAUAAAGUCGGAAACUAUUUCAAUGAAUAGAUACCCGUUUGUAUUAAAAUCCGAAGAACACAAAAGCAUCGAAGUGCGUCCAUCAGUCCGUAGUAUUGAACUACUUAAGAUGAGACAUCAGUUUGUCUGCCAGUUAGUUAGUGAUCUGAACAAAAUUUACAGCAUCCAAUUGGGAAUGUCUAUAUCUGUUUUGUUUAUAAUGUUAUUGUUUGAUAUCUACGAUGUUGUAGCCACCAAAUUGAUCAAAACUAAAACGCUUUUGUUACUGUACGGAUGGCUAACACAGUAUAUAUUCAGAUUUGCCAUAGUUAUACUGAUGUCACAUGUAACCACGAAACAGGGACACAGAACAAAAUUGCUUAUUACUGACAUACAUAAUCGUAAUUUAGAUAGCAGAACAAAAGAAGAGUUACGACUGUUUUUGAAUCAAGUAUGUAAUCAUUCAAUGGAGUUUACAACCUUUGAUUUUUUGACCCUAAAUACACAUCUCAUCACUUCCGCCAUAGUCGCGGGUACAACUUAUAUUGUUAUAUUAUUACAGUUCCGUUAA